Molecule: messenger RNA, 3674 nt
Organism: Suncus etruscus (white-toothed pygmy shrew)
Lineage: Eukaryota; Metazoa; Chordata; Mammalia; Eulipotyphla; Soricidae
Gene: TTI1
Product: TELO2 interacting protein 1
Exons: 8
Coding region: 73-3330 (1085 amino acids)
Biological process (GO): chromatin remodeling
Cellular component (GO): cytoplasm
Source: RefSeq, a predicted model, not a curated record
GGAGGCGGGAGAUUAAGGGAAAGACUUUGGAAGACGAGGAUGUUUCCUGAAUGAGGGCUAGGAGCCGGCACCAUGGCAGUGUUCGACACUCCUGAGGAAGCCUUUGGCGCCCUGCGCCCAGUGUGUGUCCAGCUCACCAAGGUUCAGACGGUAGAAAAUGUGGAGUGUUUGCAGGCACAGCUCCAAACCGUGAGUGACUCUGCCCUCCAAGAACUCCAGCAGUACAUCCUCUUCCCUCUGCGCUUUGCCCUGAAGACGCCUGGCCCCAAAAGAGAGAGCUUGAUCCAGAGUGUGGUGGAGUGCAUUACCUUCAUGCUCUCUUCUACCUGCGUGAAGGAGGGAGAACUGUUCCAGGAGCUCUUUUCAGAACUCUCAGCUUGCCUGUAUUCACCCAGCUCCCAGAAACCUGCAGCUGUGUCAGAAGAACUGAAACUAGCCGUGAUCCAGGGCCUCAACACGUUAAUGCACUCAGCGUAUGGGGACAUCAUCCUGAUGUUUUAUGAACCCUCCAUGUUGCCCCGUUUGGGCUUUGCCGUAUCCCUACUCCUAGGACUGGCAGAACAGGAGAAAUCAAAGCAAAUUAAAAUUGCUGCCUUAAAGUGUUUACAGGUCCUUCUAUUCCAAUGUGAUUGCCAAGAGCACCCAAGGUCCUGGGAUGAGCCUGAGCAGAAACAACUGGGGGACUUGUUUGCUUCUUUCUUACCUGGAAUCUCCACUGCCCUGACCCGGCUCAUCCUUGGAGACUUUAAACAAGGGCAUGGUAUUGUCGUGACUUCACUCAACAUCUUUUGCAGGACUGUGAGCUUUGUUAUGGCCGAUGAGCAGCUCAGAAGUACCUCCAAGGUCUGCACGAAGCCUGCAGUGGAGCAGCGAGUGGCCGAACUGAUGGUUGACCGGGCCAAGGACUGGGUCCAGAGCACAGGGGAAAAGCUGAAUCUUCUGAUUAAGAAGAUCCUUGAGGGCGUUUCUGUUCACCCACACUGGAGAGUGCGGCUGGCCCUGAUAGACCUGGUUGAGGCCCUUCUUCUGAAGUGUAGCCAAUCUCUGCUCCAAUCUGCGGGGCCCCUCCUGAAGGCUUUGGUGAGUCUUAUCAAUGACGACAGUCCUGAAGUCCAGGCCCGAUGCGGAGAAGUACUGCAACGGUUUGCAGGUCAGAGAGUUGUGAUGGGCAACCAAGCCUUAGCCGACAUUUUGUCAGAAAACCUGCAUUCCCUCGCCACAUCUCUCCCCCGCCUCAUGAACUCUCUGGACGACCAGGGCAAAUUUUCUACUCUCUCCUUGUUCCUUGGUUACCUGAAACUCUUGGGUCCCAAAGUUGACUUUGUUCUUAACUCAAUGGCCCAUCUGCAGCGCCUUUCCAAGGCACUCGUCCAAGUUCUGGAAUUGGACGUGGCGGACAUCAAAGUAGUGGAAACGCGGCGCUGGGACCCGAGUCACCUGAGUACUUCCCCUGACACCUCAGCCAUUCGGCCUUGGAAUAGGAUUCAGAGGAGAUAUUUCCGCUUCUUUACAGACGAGAGGGUUUUCCUCCUCCUGCGGCAGGUUUGUCGGCAUCUUGGUUUUUAUGGGAACCUCUAUCUGCUGGUUGAUCACUUUAUGGAACUAUAUCAUGAGUCUGUGGUUUACCGGAAGCAAGCUGCCAUGAUCCUUAACGAACUGGUCAUAGGGGCCGCUGGACUGGAGGUGGAGGAUCUCCACGAUAAGCAAGUGAAAAUCAGCCCAGAGGAACUGAGGAAGAUUGUAAUGUCAAUACUUGAAGAGUAUACCAGUCAGGAAAACUGGUAUUUAGUCACCUGUAUCGAAGCAGAAGAAACAGAAGAGGAGCUCAUGGUAAAGCACUUUGGCCAACACUGCAUCACAGCUACUGCCCACCUGUGCCAAGUGAGCCCUUUUCCUUCCUUCUCAAAGCCCAGCCCCACCGUUUGCUCCAUGAAUAGCAACAUCUGGCAGAUAUGCAUUCAGUUGGAAGGGAUUGGCCACUUUGCACACGCGCUAGGAGAAGACUUCCGCUUGCUGUUGAUGUCGGCCCUUUACCCGGUGCUAGAGAAGGCUGGAGACCAGACUCUACUCAUUAGUCAGGCGGCUACUAGUUCUAUGGUGGACAUUUGCCAGGCCUGUGGCUAUGACUCUCUGCGGCACUUGAUCAAUCAAAAUUCAGACUAUUUGGUGAAUGGCAUCUCCUUAAAUCUGCGUCAUCUGUCUCUGUACCCCCAGACCCCAAAGGUUUUGGAAGUCAUGCUGCAAAACUCAGAUGCUAGCCUGCUUCCUUUGGUGGCAGAUGUGGUUCAAGAUGUUUUGGUCACCCUGGACCAAUUUUAUGAUAAGAGAGCUGCUUCCUUUGUUGGUGUUCUUCACGCCCUCCUGUCAGCAUUAGCCCAGUGGUUCCCAGAUCCAGAAAACCUGCAUCCCCAAAAGCAAAGCAGAAGUGGGGAGAGAAGACCAGCACCUCUCGAAAAGGGACUCCAGGAGACACCUACAGCCGAGGACAUUGAACAGUUUCUGCUCAACUACCUUAAGGAAAAGGAUAUGGCUGGCGGCAAUGUCUCAGAUAGUGAAGAUGAAGAGGAGCAUUUGGACCCGCCCUCUGCUACCGAGCCUGAACCAGGUUUUAAUAUGGAGCCACCACUGCCUGUACAAAUCCAGAUAGCCAUGAAUGUGAUGGAGCGCUGCAUCCACUUGCUGUCGGAUACAAAUCUGAUGAUCCGCUUGAAGGUCUUAGAUGUGCUGAAUUUGUGUGUGGUGGUGCUGCAGUCCCACAAGAACCAGCUCCUUCCCUUGGUUCAUCGGGCCUGGCCCUCACUAGUGCACCGGCUCACAAACGAUGACUCACUGGCCGUGCUCAGAGCCUUCCAGGUUUUGCGCACACUGGGAGGCAAGUGUGGUGAUUUCCUCAGGAGUCGCUUCUCCAAAGAUGUCCUGCCAAAGCUGGCCAGUUCCUUGGUGACUCAGGCACCCGUCAGUGCCAGGGCUGGCCCUGUUUACUCCCACACACUCGCCUUCAAACUGCAGCUGGCUGUCUUGCAGGGCCUGGGCCCCCUCUGCGAGAGACUGGACUUAGGUGAGGGUGACCUGAAUAAAGUGGCUGAUGCCUGCUUGAUUUACCUCAGUGCCAAACAGCCCAUGAAAUUACAAGAGGCUGCCCGGAGCGUUUUCCUCCACUUGAUGAAGGUCGACCCGGACUCCACCUGGUUCCUCCUCAACGAGCUUUACUGUCCCGAGCAGCCUGCACCGCCCCACCCCAGCCUGUAUCCCAUGCAGCUUUGGGGGGCCACUGAGCCACAGAACCCCUACAAGGCCAAUGUGCUGUACCUGCUACAGGAGCUGUCCUGAGCCCCUUUGUUCCGAGGGCUCCCCACACUCCCCCGUACCCCCACGAGGCUGGUCCUGCUCCCGCUCUGGACAAGGAAGGAGGUGGCGGCUUCUGCAGAAUAGCCCACAAAGGCAGAGCACGUGGUGGAUCGAUCUCUGAACUGAUCGAUGGCACAGCUGCCAGGAACGUGGCUGACUCUUUAGAUUUCGUGCCUGGUGUUUGCAGAUGACAUUGUCUGGCAGCUCUCAGGGCUAAAGGCCUUAGUGAAGCAUCUUUGCAGACUGGCUGCCCCGCACCCUGCGUGCAACUACACACACACACACACACACACACACACACACACACACACACGGGAGUUUAGAGA